CAAAUAUGUAUAUCUAUUAAAAUCAACUAAAAUCAUAACUUAAAGAAAUUUAAUUUGUAAGAACAGAGUAUCAAGGAGAAAAUACUGAGCUUAUUGCAAAGACUUUAACAGAAGCUUUUGGAGUAUAAAUUAUAAAUUAUAUAGAUAAAAAAUGGAUUCUACAAAGAAUUGAAUUUAGAAUAUGAUUAAUUGUAUGAGGAAUUUAAGUCUUUCUUAAUAAAUCGUACAUAUAAAUGGAUAUUAGUCUAUUAUGAGAAAGAAUCAUAUGAAAAAAAUAUCUAUAAUAUAAUAGCUGUAGUUUCUUACACAGACAUUAAUGAAGUUAGAUUGACAGAAUAAUAGUUAUCUAUAAAAGAUUUCAAUAUUAUUCCCAAACUGAGUCUAGUCAGAUAGUAUGUUCGUUACAAGGCUUUAAAGGACUUUUUUGAUAGAUAUAAUCCAAAAUAGGGAGAAUGUUUUGUUAUUGGAACUUUUGGAUUUUCAUCUAAAUUUAUGGGGUCAAAGCAUUCUAUGAAAAUAUUCCUUGACUCCAUCGAAUUCAUGUAUUCAUAAGGAUUUAAAUUUGGCUUUGGAUGGACAGAAAAUGAUAUUGCUAAAAAUUUAUAUGAUAAAAAUGUCAAUGUUUGGGAAGAAGAAUAACUAUUAACAGAUAUUUAUGUGGAAGAAACCAAGACAUAUCCUUACUAGAAUAAUAAAUUUAAGAAGGCACUCUAUUUAGGUGAUGUAGGUAAAUCCAUUAUUCAAUUAAGAAAAAUUUUGGGAUACACUUAAAAUGUAUCUACCAUUAACACGAUUUAAUGAUAUUUAUAUCACAAUCAUAUUUCAUUUAAAAAUUUUAUUAUCAUAUUUUAUUCAAAUUCUAUCAAAUUAAUCAUAAGGAAAAAUUAAAUUAUUCUUUAAAAAUUAAUUUGUAUAGGAGAAAAUGAAUUAACCUUAGCUAUUUCUGAAUUUAAAGCUUAUUUUAAGAUGAUAAAAUACUUAUUUAAGGCUUUAUUAUAUUUUUCAGUUUCUA
Paramecium sonneborni is the source of this 1012-nucleotide messenger RNA. The record is from the annotation of a GenBank genome assembly. NCBI's taxonomy places the organism in Eukaryota, Ciliophora, Oligohymenophorea, Peniculida, Parameciidae.